CAUCAUUAAUUUGCGCGAGCACCCUAUAAGACACGAUGCUGACCAGCGUGUGGCUGGCCGACGCCACCGACGAGGACAACGUCGAGCACCCCCAACAGCAGCAGCAGCACGAGGUCGAGGCCGUCCUCGACGACCCGAUGGUGCCCGAGCAGUUCCUCGAGGUCGACAUGAACAACUUCUACCUGCCCACGCCCCCGGAGAGCAGCGAGCUCUGGCAGGAGAACUUCCUCGCGGCGAGCGGCAGCAGUCUGCAGACCUUCAGCUCGGUCUCGGGGGCGGCCGCGGGCAGCGGGGGUGGAGCAAAGAUCGGCAAGCCGGUUCGGGGCAACGCCGAGCGGCGCUUCUACUGUCCGAGGUGCGCCAAGGCUUUCUCGCGCACAGACAGUCUGCGCCGCCACGAGAAGCUCUACUGCAGGAGCAACCGGGAGUCGGAGCAGCCGGCCAAGAGGGAGGUGGUUAAGAAGGAUGGGGUAAAGAAGGAGGCCCUGAAAAAGGAGCCCAAGCAGAGGCUCGCCACGGCGCCGUCCUGAGGCAAGGGGCGCCGGCGCCGGGGCAAGCGUGGGCGGGCCGAGCCGCAACAGGUGGCCUCCGCGUAAACCAUCAUUCAUAUACUCUCUCGCGUCGGUGUUUAAUUUUUUUUUUCCUUUUUCUUUUUCAUUUGUUUUUCAUUUUACUUUUCGUUUGCCGCGAGUCCUCGCUGGAGCGGCCCGUUUUGGGUCAGUGUGUGUGAGCUGUAUCGGCUGUCGGGCUUGUUUCAAAAAUAUCACUUCGUCGCUUCGAUUUUACCAACGAGAAGCAAUGUUUUUGGUGAACACGGGAGUUUUGAUGGUUGGCGAUAUUGUAAGUGCGGUUAAGCGUGGGUUUUUUUUUUUUUUUUUUUUUCGAUUUGGUAAAGAUAAGAGGCAUCGAAAAAGAUUCUUUAUUUUCGGUAAGAGAUGUUAAUUUCGAAAUUUGAUAAAAUGUAUUGGAAAAUACGACUGUGGCUGUUUGAAGAAUUGUACAUUUUUUUUUUUUUUUUUUUCGACGUUAUAGAUUUUUAUUUUUUGAUUGAGAUUUUUUUUUUUAUACUUAUGGCUAUCUUUGAACCCAUGUACAUAUAUUUAUACAUGUGCAUUUUUACACAUUGCUCAGAACUUUUUAUGACUCUGCGUGCAUAUUAAUUAAUUACAUCGAUAUACAAUAGUAUAGGUACAAUUUGAAAACGUUACUUUUGGCCUUUCUCAACAAAGUUAAAAAUUAUUUAACCACGUCACGUUUACGUCUA
Molecule: messenger RNA, 1264 nt
Organism: Copidosoma floridanum
Lineage: Eukaryota; Metazoa; Arthropoda; Insecta; Hymenoptera; Encyrtidae
Source: RefSeq, a predicted model, not a curated record